UAAGCGGCGGGAUCUGAGGCGGAUGUUGAUGUUGUUGUGGCUGGGCUCGCGGCGGCGGCGGCGGUGAUAAUAAUAAGAGCGAUACCGGAGGAGUUUUAGGCUGAUUUUAGUUAAUAAAGCGGCGGGAGGAGGCGGUGAGCGGGCUCUGGAGCUCCCCCGGCCCCCGAUCUCCGCUCCCCCGGGGCCGAGGCGGCGAUGAUGGAGGACUUUGAUGAGAUCUACGAGGAGGAGGAAGAAGAAGAGGAGGAAGAGGAGGAGGACGAGCAGCGGGCCGCGGAGGAGCAGCUUCUCAAAUACGCCCCGGAGCCGGUCCUGGUCCGGGGAUCGGGCCGGGUCACCGUGUUUGGACUCAGCAAUAAAUUUGAGUCAGAAUUUCCUUCAGCACUUACGGGAAAGGUAGCACCUGAGGAGUUCAAAGCCAGCAUAAACCGAGUGAACGGCUGCCUGCGGAAGACGUUGCCGGUGAACGUGCGGUGGUUGCUGUGCGGCUGUCUAUGCUGCUGCUGUACCCUGGGCUUCAGCCUGUGGCCGGUUAUCUGCCUCAGCAAACGGACACGAAGAUCCAUAGAGAAGUUACUGGAGUGGGAGAACAGUCGGCUCUAUCACAAGCUGUGUUUGCAUUGGAGGCUGAGCAAAAGGAAGUGUGAAACCAACAACAUGAUGGAAUAUGUAAUUCUAAUAGAGUUUCUACCCAAGAUCCCCAUCUUCAGACCGGAUUAGCAGCUGUAACCGCUGUACUCUGCCUUAUGGUGCCUUUCUCUGGUACUGUUGUGAUCCCCCAUGUGCCCCCUGCCCCCCCAGAACCUUGGACUACAAACUCUCGUCCUUAUAUAUAUUAUAUAUGCUACUUAUCACAAUCAGUGCUCUGUACUGUACCGAGCAUUGUUUACAACUCACACACACUUUUACACACACUUACACAACACAUGGAUGCGUGUGUGUCACACACAUUUACAAAUGGAUAAACUGUAACCCUGGCCUACAGGAAGCUGUAAGGUGGACGCGCACACACACACUUGUGCACACAUAUUAUAUAUUUUAACCCCUUAACCAAUCAAAACGGGAAAAAAACUUCCUCUUACCCUUCAAGUUUAGACCUGCACCUUCAUCCACAGCCACGCGCUACAGUUGACGUCCUGUUUGAGCUACUGAGGAGCCAAUCAAGCGGAGUUAUUCCACAGCACAAGGCGCUGCUCGUCGUUUCUUUACUUUUUAACCCAAAUGUAGCCCCGUCUGGUAUGUCAAGUUUGCUUCUUAGGUGUUUCACUAAGGCAAUGAGGCUGAUUUAGCUUUUUUUUUUAUAUAUUAAUUUUAGAAUUCCUGUAUAAAUUAGGGUUUUGGUGUGAAAAUGUGCUUCAUUGUUCUGCCAAUUCGAUAAACAUCAUGAUAUAUUGUGUUCCUGAAAGCAAGACGAUUAUAUUGUGAUUGUUUAAACGAUUAGAUUUUAGAAACAAAUAUAUGCUAUAUUUAUAAAAUCUGAGUAAAUCUAAGUUUACACAGUACCUCCCUCUAGUGGUCAGGGUUUAAAAACAACACAAAAUGAACCCAUGUCUGAUGCCACUCUUAAUCUACAUGUAAACCAUUUAAUAAUUAAUUAAUUAAAAAUCGAUACUGUUGAAGGGGCAGAGUGGACCAGCGCUCUAAAGUGCAGCUAUUAUUAUGUUCGUGAGAUCUCUGGUUUGAAUCUCAGUCAUGCAGAUUUCCAUCAGCUGCCAGAGUCCUAAGAGAGCACAAUUGGUCUUGCUCUCUCUUUCUGGGUGGGUACAGUAGAUGGUGCUCUUUCCUCUCAUUACUGUGAGGGUGAUGUAGAUCAGCACAAGGCUGCGUCUGUGAGCUGUUGUAUCAGAACCGAGUCUCUGCACUUUUUCUUCCGAGCAUUAGCGCGCUGUGAUGCUACGUGACAUUGCUGCAGCAUCAGCAGCAGUUAAAAAAAAAAAAAGAGGUGGUGGCUGACUUCACAUGUAUCAGAGGAGGCAUGUUCUUGUCUUUACCCUCCUUGUGAUGGGGGAUAUACAACUGACUAGCAGCUGAAGAAGUGGGACAAUCAGCCAGAUAAAUAUGGGAGAAAAUUAAAAAUACAUUUUUUUAUACAUUAACAUUGCAAAUACUGUACCACAUUAAUGUUUAUAAAUAAUUGUGCGGUCUAAUCAGGAAAGCUAAUUUAAUGGUUUGGAUGAUGCAACAUAUUUCAGCCAGUAUAAAAGCCGCCGCCCACUAUGUGUGUAAUUAAUUACGUACUGAAGAAGCUGGUCGAUAUGGUAAAAAAAGAAAAAAUAUUAUAUCACAAUAUUUAAACUCAUUUUUACAAUAUACGAUAUUUAUCGCAGUAUAUUGACACGCAGACAAUCAGCAGUGGCAGAAACUGCUAUUGAAAUAGCAUGCGUUAUACAGGGAUUUUUAUUACGUCUGUGCUGCACAUGAUCCAAUUAAACAGGAUUUUUUUUUUUUACUCUCUGUAAUGAAAUACACAUUUGCUCAGUGUUCUGUAAGCAUGGAUAUCGUUGAUAUGCUACAAAAAAUAUACAGAUAGAUUGAUGCGUUAAAACGAAUCAUCACAAUGUGAUUAAUACUGUAUCGCCCACCUCUAAUCUACGGUAUCGAGAUAAGUAACAUAUGUAUUGUGUUCAUGUCUGUAUGUUCUACAACAGGGGUGGGACAAUAUUGAUCUAAUAUUGAUAUUGUUAUUGAAACUUAGGCGCCAAAACUUAAGCUUAAAACACGCCCCCUAAAUUGGACUUAUUAAAGUUACUGCUUCAUUACUCCACGUCUCCACGUGGUGGUGCUAUGACUUAAAAAAUAGGGUAAAUCUGAGGUGAAGAUUAUUGGUUGUAAUAUUGUUAUACUAAAGCAUCUCUCAAAAUUGAAUAUCCUUUCAGUAUUUUUUUUUAAUGUGAAACUCAUAUUAUAUAAAUGUAUUAAAUCAAAGUAAUCUAUUUUAGAAAAAUCAGUAUCUUAGAAAAUUAGAACAUUUUAUAAGAGCAAUUGGUACUUUUGGCAGUCUGGGUAGUGUGCCAAGUCCUGCUGGAAAAUGAAAUCCGCAUCUCCAAACCAUCACUGAUUGGUGGAAACUUCACACAAGAUCUCAAGCAGCUUGGACUAUGUGUCCUCUUCCUCCAGACUCUGAUCCCUUGAUUUCCUUUAAAUGAAAUGAAAAAAAAUUAACUGAUGAUCAGUGAUGGUUUGGAGAGUCAUGUCUGUCAUCUGCUGGUGUUGAUCCACUGUGUUUUAUUAUCAAGUCUAAAGUCAGUGCAGUUUUGUUUUCCCACAAAAUCUUACAGCAGCACUUCAUGCUUCUUCCCUCUGCUGAUGAGUUUUAUAGAGAUGCGGAUUUCGUUUUCCAGCAGACUUGGCACACUGCCCACACUGCUUACCAAAAGUACCAAUUGAUCUGUACGCCAAUACUCCUUAACCUUAACAGUAAAAUAAACAAUUAAAAUGGAUCACUCUGUGUGUAAUACAUCUAUAUAAUAUACAAGUUUCACAUUUUGAACUCAGUUACUGAAAUAAAAGUAACUUUUCAAUGAUAUUCUAAAUGAGAUGCACUAGUAUAUUGGUUAUUUACUUCGUUAAAGUAUCAUAGAGAUUUUUCUUGCGAUAUAUUGAGUAUCGCAGAAUCACACAGUAUUAUGAUAUCAUCAUUAUCAUCAUGGGCAUCGUGUUGUGUAGCACUCUGCGAUUCCCACCACUCUUGUACGAUACAACGAUAAAUCUUAGUGACACGCCUACUACAGAAGCAGACUUUUCACACCAGACACAUCAUUUGGGAUAAAACAAGUGAAUGUGUACCUUUAAUUUCUGAACUUCUCCUUGUAAAGUGGAUUGAGCUUUAGAAUGAAGAAUACUGAAGACGGAGCUUUGACCCGAGAGCCAAAACUGUCAUUUUAUCCCCCUUAGUCCACCUGCCCACCAACAACCCCCCCCCCCCCCCCCAAACAGAGACAAUCGCACACAGGCUGUGCUGCUAAAGGACCCGACUCAGACUUUGAGCUUAAAUCUCGUCCAAGUCUAAUUAAAAACUAAUUCAGACUGGACUGAAAAGACGUUUCUGGAUGGUCCUGGUCGCAGCUGGAUUUCAGUGAUGCAGCACACGAUUAUUAAUAAUUAUUAUUACUGAUUUUUUUUUCUUGUCUUUUUUUUUUAGCCUUGUUUACCUGCUCUGUAAAAGACAAAACAAAGCAGACAAUGUUACUUUCUUGAUUUUUGUGUGUGGGUGAAUUGUGUUUUGUCUGUCCUCCAGUGAUAUCAGGUGAAAGAAAAUGUCAUCUUUGGUUGGUUGUGUCUUCGCAGUUUGAGCGGGAAAAUGAUUUGACUGUAGUACACAUGAAAUACAUAAUGUGAAUUAUUUCUA
Messenger RNA from Astyanax mexicanus (Mexican tetra), 4348 nucleotides. It is a transcript of the gene chic2, whose product is annotated as cysteine-rich hydrophobic domain 2. NCBI's taxonomy places the organism in Eukaryota, Metazoa, Chordata, Actinopteri, Characiformes, Acestrorhamphidae. The record is from RefSeq and is a predicted model, not a curated record. The transcript has 6 exons. Bases 196 to 720 code for a protein of 174 amino acids.